GAGCAGCGGCUGUAAACACAGUAGAGUAAGAGACAGAGAUCAGAGCGGUUAGCAGCGCAGCUAAUGCUUCACUUUAACCGGAUUAUUAAUAUUAUUAUUAUUAUAAUUCUGGUGUUUAUAGGGUGUUUAUAGAGUGUUUACAGGGUGUUGGUUUAGAGCGGCGGGCUGUAGAUACUGUAUUGAUCCGCUGAGCUCCGGGAAUACAGAGAUAAUAACACUAACAGCGGGAUCACACAGCGAUGCUUUAAUCACCGCUCACCGGUUAUUAAUUACCGCUAAUCACAGGUAGUUGUGAUUGAUUAUGGCGGAGAGCUCGGGCAGUCCGGUGAAUCUGCCCCCCGGAGACCCGCAGCUCAUCGCGCUGAUUGUGGAGCAUCUGAAGAACCGCGGCCUGUUCGACGAGUUCCGCCGAGACUGCCUAGCAGAUGUAGAUACCAAGCCAGCCUAUCAGAAUCUGAGACAGAAGGUGGAUAACUUUGUUGCGACUCACCUCAGCAGUCAGGAGUGGAGCCCAUCCAUCAACAAGAACCAAGUUCGUAACGGACUGAGACAGAGCGUAGUGCAGUCUGGGAUGCUGGAGUCUGGAGUGGACCGGAUUAUAACGCAGGUGGUCGAUCCUAAACUCAACCACAUCUUCAGGCCCCACAUCGAGACGGCCAUCCACGAGUUCCUGGAGAAAAAAGAGGACGGAGCGUCAAAUUCAGCCGCCGACGCCGAACUGCAAGAAGCUGCCGCCAGCAACGCCACGCCAAAAACACAAUAUUUUGUUGUUUUGCUCUUUAGGUGCCAUGUGGUGGUGGUGAUGAUGAGGAUGAUGAUGAGGAUGGAUGGAACAUUAGUGGAACAAUAUCUACAGAGGAAAUCCUUCCAAACCGGACUGUAUCUGCACGCACAGAGCGAGUGUCUACUAAAGUUCACUGUGUUCUCUCCGAAAACAGACGUGGUGCUAAGUGACGGGAUCCGUUUGGACGUGAAAGCUGUGAAAAAGCACUACCAGCAGAUCUGCAGGUUUUUUGUGUCUCCUGUUUGUGAAUGGACGAGAUGCUUGGCGUUCCUGCAGCGGGACAAAGCCCCGGGCCUCGGGGUCUUUAUCCUUCAGGAGAAAAAUGUGCAGCAGGAGAUGAUGGAGGUCGUGGGCCGGGCUCGGGUUUCCGGCGCUGGUCUUGGCGGGGGGACGCUGCCGCUGCCCGAGUCCCGUAACCGGGGUCUGCUCGCGCAGAGUUUCCUCCCUUCCUCCCCCAUCUGUGGAAACCUGAUCCGGCGAUGGUCUGGAGAGCAGUCUGAGCGUGGGGCUGAAUUACACGCUGAUAUCCUCAGCGCAGGAAUUCAGCUCAGACACGCUGUUGGUUCACUAAGUGUCGAAACAUCUCGUCCCGUGGUGAAAACCCGCAUUGUGCGAGGAGGGGAUUACGCAGCACUUCUGGCCGGGGCAGAUAUGCGACACAUGAUAUUCCUGGCACUGGCCCAAGCUUCUGUCACACGGUUGAACAUGAGCCACAAAAACCCUGUCUGGCAGGCAACCAUCCAACUCCCUCAACCUCCAAUACCCCAACCACCCAACAGCCCCAAACACCCAACGCCCUCAACCAACCAACGCCCUCAACCAACCAACGCCCUUAACCAUCCAACGCCCUCAACCAUCCAAUGCCCUCAACAACCCAAUGCCCCUCAACCGCCCAACACCUUCAACCUCCGAACAUCCUCAACUAUCCAACACCCUCAACCAUCCAACGCCCUCAACGAUCUCUCUCCUGCUCCUGGCCGGCGGCUCGGGUCUGUUAAACGCAGCCUGACGCAGGAGUCUCGAUCUGUCGACGUUCGCCUGCGAUGCUUCACGCUCAGCACAGCGGACACACCGAGGCUGUUCAUCCUAAAAUCAAACUGUCAGCGGCAGCGUUUACGACUGUUAUUCAGCUUCACCGUGACCGCUGACCAGAUCCUCUUACACGAAAACAACGUCAACCGAGAUGAGCCGGCCGCAGAUCUACGAUACACGACUCCGGAGGCGCGCGGAGAGCCGGUGUGUGUGUGUGUUUUAUACACUGAGGACAGAGAGAUGUGUGUGACUCUGACUGUAGGAGUGUUGCUGGUGUUGUCGGUAACGGGGCCGUGGCGCGGGGACUGCACGGACUCGGCGGGGGACGGAGCUCCGGACUCCUCUCAGGAGCGGCUCCAGACCGGCGGGAAGCGGCGGCUCUCACUGCAGAACACAGCGGAGAUCCAGCACUGCCUGGUGAACGCCGGUGAUGUGGGGUGCGGUAUGUUCGAGUGCUUCAACAACAACUCGUGCGAGAUCCGCGGCCUGCACGAGAUCUGCAUGACGUUUCUGCACAAUGCGGGAAAAUUCGACUCUCAGGGAAAAUCGUUCAUUAAGGAUGCGCUGAAGUGCAUGGCCCACGGACUGCGCCACAAGUUCAGCUGCGUGAGCCGCAAGUGCCUGGCCGUGAAGGAGAUGGUGUUUCAGCUGCAGCGCGAGUGCUACGUCAAACACAACCUCUGCUCAGCGGUCCGGGAGAACGUUAACGUCAUGGUGGAGAUGAUUCACUUUCAGGACCUGUUCCCCAAAGGGCCUCACGUGGAGCUGGUGAACAUCCUCCUGGGCUGUGGUGAGGAGGUUCGUGCCGCCAUUGUGCAACGAAUCCGCUCCCAAUGUGAGCAGAACUGGGGAGCCCUGUGUGCCAGCCUGAGCAUGUGUUCUCCAGGCCACACGGAGCGCCACGCCACCUCCACCUCCACCCCCGCUCCUGCCUUCACCACCCCACCUGGGGGCAGAGCCAACACCCUGCCCCCCGCGGGCAGAUCCCUCUCAGAGCCGGGCGGGGAGCGAGUUCGGACUCUUGUGAACGGAGACGAGGGGAAAGGCCCUCCUCUGCCCUCGGGGUCGUCAGGGUCUCAGGACAACUCCGCGCAUCCUGAUGGAGCUUUCCUCGGGAAGUCUUCAAACAUCACUCGAAGAAGAUGAUGAUGAUGAAAUGAAGAAACGGAGAGGACGCUCUCAGAGAGUAACAGAAUAAUAAUAUCUGUUACUGUCUUACAAUACGACCCCUCUUUCUACAGCAUUAGAGACAUAAACGACAAACAAGUACAGCGAGAGCAAUGAUGCAACGAGCCGAGACCUACAGCAGCUUCACAUUACCGAAUGCUUUACUGAAUCUAGGAGAGAAUCAGAUUUUUUGCUCAAUGUGACUCAAAUCCAUUUUUUUUUUUUAAAUCAGAUUUGAGUCAGUUUCAUUUAUGGUUCUAAACCGGAUACAUAUCCGAUCCACGGACAUGGAACAUGAAAGUAAACGGUCAAAUCAAAUCAGAAUUCAUGCGUAUGUCUUUUUGCUUUCACGCAUUAGCAUUAGUGCUAUGUGCUUCUCUUUCAUACCCACACUGUAUCUCUUGGUGCAGCUGUGCAGCUAUAGCUGCAAAAAACAGCAAAAGCAAACCGCCUGUCCUUUUUUCUCCUCCUGGAGCUGAGCAUGAACUUCAGAGCAGCUGUUUACUCUCCACUCCAGCAAAAGAUGCUCCACAUAUGAGCUGCUAACUCAUCCUUUUCCCUUUAUAAAGCUACGAGUCUCUCCUCUCUCUAAUAUGAGGGGUUUUGUUGUUGGUGAAGAAGGAGGCGUUUAUACAGGUAUCAAUGUGCAGCAUGUGAGACGAUUCAGGAACCGAUUCUGUGUUCACAUUACACACAGAUACAGAUCACUUACAUUUACAGUGAAUGUGAACCGACAAGAUACACAAAUCUGAUCUGAGCAAAAAAACAAAAAAAGAGCAAUGCACAUAUUUUAUUCACUUCAGCACAGUCUCCAGUUCCUCAGUAAGUCAUUAAAGUGAUUUAUUAGAUUUAUUAGUUGUCUUGGUGCUGUAUCUCAGGAUUACACUACAUCAGGGGUGUCCUAACUUUUUUUGUUGGGGGCCAGAAGGAGAAAUAUAUUUGAAGUCAGGGGCCACAGACUCUGUAAUAAAACAAAUAAUGAAAUAUACCACUUUAAAUAAUACAUUUACCUGAUUACUUUCAUUUACACACCAUUUCACUUGACUUACUAUCUUUAUCUUUGACAGUGUUGUGUAAACUAAGAUUUUGCAAAUUGAUGUUUCAUUUCAUGAUGUCUCUUAAUA
This is a messenger RNA of Astyanax mexicanus (Mexican tetra), 4107 nucleotides long. RefSeq lists its product as uncharacterized. The record is from RefSeq and is a predicted model, not a curated record. Gene Ontology annotation, cellular component: extracellular region. The coding region runs from base 302 to 2962 and encodes 886 amino acids. The transcript has 14 exons. Lineage: Eukaryota; Metazoa; Chordata; Actinopteri; Characiformes; Acestrorhamphidae. Gene Ontology annotation, molecular function: hormone activity.